Messenger RNA from Emiliania huxleyi CCMP1516, 2963 nucleotides. RefSeq lists its product as hypothetical. Gene Ontology annotation, biological process: telomere maintenance; DNA repair. NCBI's taxonomy places the organism in Eukaryota, Haptophyta, Isochrysidales, Noelaerhabdaceae. The transcript has 16 exons. Gene Ontology annotation, molecular function: DNA helicase activity. The annotation marks the transcript as partial. The record is from RefSeq and is a predicted model, not a curated record.
CUCAUAUGUCGAGCGACCGGUGCGCAGGCUUCUUCGCCGUCCAGGUUGGCACUUCCGCCACCGUUCACGACACGCUCGCCGAGGCGCUAGUCAGGUUGGUCCCGUGUGCUGCUAUCGUCCGGUUUGAGACGCGUGACGAGGCUGAGGCGUGGGCAAAGCUCGCGCCACGGCGGCCGGCGCCUGCCACCGAAGCCUCCGAGGGAGCGCCAACGGCGCCGGGCUCGCCGGCGGAGGAGCGCAAUGCCGUGGCGGCAGAAGAAGAGGCGCAGGCCGAGGUCAUUGGCGCCUUUGCACACCACGUCAGCGACGACGGAGCUGUCGGCGUCGGCGCUGUGCUGGAGCGCCGGGCAGACGGCUUCAGCUGGCGUGGCUAUCGACACUGCGCUGGCACCGUCGCCACUGCCGCCACUGCCGUAUCGCAGGAAGAGUCGGAGGAGGAGGACGCGACGCAGGCGGGGGAAGAGGAGGCCAGCUCCACGGUCGAGACCGAAGUCGAGGCCUUCUUGCUCUUGGCCGAGGCGGCGAGCGUCCUCGCGCCGCGCGAGUCGCUGCUUCUGCUCGGCGGCUCUCGCCUGCUCCACUCCCUCCUGCGGCGCCGCGUGGCUGCCCCAACGCUGGCCGAUGGGGCAAGAGUCCUAGCCGCGGGUGGCGUCAUCUGCGCGGCGGAGGCGCUGACGCUUCGGCGCGGAGGAGCGCUGUCGACGCUGCUCUCGCGCGGCGCUGCCCUCCUCGCUGGACUCGACCGAUGCGCCCUCCUCCUCGCGCAGCUGCGAGGCUUGGCAGCGGAGGCUCGCGUCGAGGCUGCUCGCGCGAGCCUGCUGCGGGCGAGUGGCUCAGAGCUGCUCGCCGCGCCUCUGGCGGCUUUCCCGCCCCUGGCGGCCCCGCUGGCGCCCGCCCCUAUGGCAGGGCCGGGGACAGCCGCGGCGACGGGGUCGCGAGCUGCGGUCUUGGCGGCGGAUCCGGCGGCGGCCGAGGCUGGGGCAGAGCUCGCUCCCUCGGCUUGCUUGCCCUCGAGCGAGCUUCCUGUCGUGCUUCAUGCCGCGUCGUCUGGCCGGCUGCUGCUCCCGUAUGAGGAGCGGGAGGUGCUGUCGCAGAUCGAGUUUGCGCAGCGAGAGGCGGCGCGUGUGGCCGCGGGCGGGACGCCUCCGGGAGAGGCGGCGAGGUCGGCCCCUGCCGUGAUUGACUUGUCCGGCGACUCGUCGCCGCACCGCGGCGAAUCAAAGCCCGCCGCCAGUCAGCCGAAAGCGGAGCAGCAGGCGGGGCAGCAGGCGGAGCAGCCGCCGCCGCGCAGCUGGCGGCGAGAGGACCUCGACGAGUGGCUUGCCGCGCCAGAGCAGCGCCAGAUCCAGCUUGACGUCGACCAGCGGCGCGUCGUCACCCUCGCGUGCAGGGAGAGGCGCAAUCUCUUCUACACGGGCCCGGGCGGCGUCGGCAAGUCGCACGUGACGCAGGUCAUCAUCUCCUUCCUCCGCCACGUCUUCGCCGACCGCUUCUCCUCCGCCGUCGCGAUCACCGCCCCGACCGGCAUCGCAGCCACGCACAUCGGAGGCACCACGCUCCACUCCGCCAGCAGCGUCGGGGUGCCGACCUUCCACGCGGACUUUGAGCGGCGGAUGGGUGGCGGCGGGUCGCACUCCAAGGGCAAGCAGCUGGCCACGGGCCUCGAGGUGUCGAUGCUCUCUGCCGAGUUCCUCGACCUGCUCGACGACCAGCUCCGCCGCCUCGUCGCCAAGCACGGCCGGGGCGCCGAGCACGAAUGGCGCGGCUCGCGCCCGUCCGAGGUGCCCGCCUUUGGCGGCGUGCAGCUUCUCGCGUGCGGCGACUUCUUCCAGCUGCCGCCGAUCACGGAGCGGGUGCCCGCCGCGACUUGGGGGAGGCUCCUCGGGGCGAAGCUGCGCGAGUGCCGCGCGCUGUCGAGGGUGUGGCGCCAGAAGGAUGCAGAGCUCGUCGCGACCCUCAACCGGAUUCGAUGCGGCGACGCGCGGCCCGAGGACGCCGCUCCGCCGCGGCCGAUGCUGCUCGCGCCGACGAACGCGGUCGUGUCGGAGCGGAACGUGCGCGAGCUCGCGGCGAUGGUGAGCCGCGCGACCGCGUGCCAGUGGAUCGCAGAGGAUUGGGUCGACGUCGACGAGAGCUGCCCCGGUGGGCGAGCCGCGGGCGACGCGCGAGAGCGCGGCUCCUUCUUCGGCGACUGCCUCGCCGAGCGGCGCGUCGAGCUGUGCGAGGGGGCGCGCGCGCCGGCCGACGCCAAGCUGUGCAACGGCUCGCUCGGCGUGGUCGGCCCGAUGCCCGAGCCGGACGAGGUGGCGGCGGCGCUCGAGAGUAAGCUGAGCGAGCUCGAGGCGCUCGAGGCGCAGGCGGCGCAGGCGCUCGACACAGGCGGCGAGCGCUCGCGCGACGUCCUCAUCGGCCGCGUGCAAUACUACCGCGUCUACCGGGCGCACCUCUCCCGGUGGCUGCACGCGGACCGAGCCGCGGGCGACAACGUGGGCGGCAGCGGCGGCUGCUGGAACAGGCCGCUGCUAGUGCCGCGCGUCCGGUUCGACAACGGCCGGACAGAGCUGCUGCUGCCCGGGAUGCUCUCGUCCGAGGUGGUCGGGUGCGGCGUCUGCUACCGCCUGCAGGUGCCGCUCAAGCCGGCGUGGGCCGUCACGAUACACAAGGCUCAGGGCAUGACGCUCGACGCCGCCGCCGUCCAAGUGUCGGGCUGCUUCGACGACGGCAUGGCGUACGUGUCGCUCUCGCGCGUGCGCUCCCUCUCCGGCCUCCGCUUCCAGAGAAAUUGCCCGACGUCGCUCGAGUGCGCGGGCUGCGCCAGGUGCACUUGCCGCCUGACACCAUCCGACAUCCGCGCCUCGCCGUCGGUCCGGCUCUACUACCGCCUCGCCGCCGACCUUGCCGUCGCGUCGGAUGCGCUGUGCGCGGCGCUGCUCGCGCACGGCGCCGAGCGCGAAGACCUCGCU